Messenger RNA from Cynocephalus volans (Philippine flying lemur), 2354 nucleotides. It is a transcript of the gene PPP2R2A, whose product is annotated as protein phosphatase 2 regulatory subunit Balpha. The transcript is spliced from 10 exons. Lineage: Eukaryota; Metazoa; Chordata; Mammalia; Dermoptera; Cynocephalidae. The record is from RefSeq and is a predicted model, not a curated record. Bases 299 to 1642 code for a protein of 447 amino acids. Gene Ontology annotation, cellular component: protein phosphatase type 2A complex; cytosol. Gene Ontology annotation, molecular function: protein binding; protein phosphatase regulator activity.
CCGGCGCCAUUUUGAAAGUGGAGUCGCCUGCUGCUCCGCUGCCGCCCGUCGCUGUCGUAGCCGCCGCCGCCGCCGCCGGAGCAGGAGCACGAGCGGGGAAGCCCCAGAGUGAAAUCCACCAUCCUGCUGGCCGGCCUGCCCGCCCCUCCUCCCUUCUACCCCGGCCCCCGCCCCCUCCCCCCACAGGUGCCAUCCGCCGCCAUCCGCCCUCUUUGCCCCCCCAUCCCCAGGUGAGGGGGGUGAGUCCGGGGAGCGGAGACCCCGAGGAGCCCAGCAGGGUCACCAUUUGCAGCGCAACAUGGCAGGAGCUGGAGGAGGGAAUGAUAUUCAGUGGUGUUUUUCUCAGGUGAAAGGAGCAGUAGAUGAUGAUGUAGCAGAAGCAGAUAUAAUUUCUACAGUAGAAUUUAAUCAUUCUGGAGAAUUACUAGCAACAGGAGAUAAAGGUGGUAGAGUUGUCAUCUUUCAACAAGAGCAGGAGAACAAAAUCCAGUCUCAUAGCAGAGGAGAAUAUAAUGUUUACAGCACCUUCCAGAGCCAUGAACCAGAGUUCGACUACUUGAAAAGUUUAGAAAUAGAAGAGAAGAUCAACAAAAUUAGGUGGUUACCCCAGAAAAAUGCUGCUCAGUUUUUAUUGUCUACCAAUGAUAAAACAAUAAAGUUAUGGAAAAUCAGUGAAAGGGACAAAAGACCAGAAGGGUAUAACUUGAAAGAGGAAGAUGGAAGGUAUAGAGAUCCUACUACAGUAACUACACUGCGAGUGCCAGUCUUUAGGCCCAUGGAUCUAAUGGUUGAGGCCAGUCCACGAAGAAUAUUUGCCAAUGCUCAUACAUAUCACAUCAACUCAAUUUCUAUUAAUAGUGAUUAUGAAACAUAUCUAUCUGCGGAUGAUUUGCGGAUUAAUCUUUGGCAUCUGGAAAUUACAGACAGGAGUUUUAAUAUCGUGGAUAUCAAGCCUGCCAAUAUGGAAGAGCUAACAGAGGUGAUUACAGCAGCAGAAUUCCAUCCAAAUAGCUGUAACACAUUUGUAUACAGCAGCAGUAAAGGAACCAUUCGGUUAUGUGACAUGAGGGCAUCUGCUCUUUGUGAUAGGCAUUCUAAAUUGUUUGAAGAACCUGAAGAUCCCAGUAACAGGUCAUUUUUUUCCGAAAUCAUCUCCUCUAUUUCUGAUGUAAAAUUCAGCCAUAGUGGUCGAUAUAUGAUGACUAGAGACUAUUUGUCAGUCAAAAUUUGGGACUUAAAUAUGGAAAACAGGCCUGUGGAAACAUACCAGGUGCAUGAAUACCUCAGAAGUAAACUUUGUUCACUGUAUGAAAAUGACUGUAUAUUUGACAAAUUUGAAUGUUGUUGGAAUGGAUCUGACAGUGUCGUCAUGACUGGAUCUUACAAUAAUUUCUUCAGAAUGUUUGACAGGAACACUAAGCGAGAUAUAACCCUAGAGGCGUCGCGGGAAAACAACAAGCCUCGCACGGUUCUGAAGCCCCGCAAGGUCUGUGCAAGCGGCAAGCGGAAGAAAGACGAGAUAAGUGUGGACAGCCUGGACUUCAACAAGAAAAUCCUUCACACGGCUUGGCACCCCAAGGAGAACAUCAUCGCGGUGGCCACUACAAACAAUCUGUAUAUAUUUCAAGACAAAGUGAAUUAGGGUUGGCAUUCCUAGCAGAGGAGCCCACUUCCUGCUUAGUUGAGAUAGUUCAGUCUAGCAUUCGUACCUAUAAGAGAGAGAGGCCCCUUGUGGCGCCCCUUUCCAGUGUUUGACAGUGUGCCAUCUGACAACACAUUUUAUAGCUACAUGGAGAAGGCUCUGUGGAUUCGUCACUGUGGUGUUCUCCAUGUCUGCUAGCCAUUUAGGUGAGGGUAGGGCACUUUUAAUUUAAAUGACUUCUUGCACCAUCUUGCCUAAUGGACUAGAUCGGACUGUGUCAACAUUGAUUUACUCCACUUUUUAUGCCUUCCAUUGUGAUGACGUCAAACACAGUGAAAGCCUUCAGUCAUGCUAUGGGAUUUAAUUGUGUAUCCUCAUUACUGUAUCAUUUGUGGGGUACAUCCCUCCCUCCUUUUUUUAAAUUAAAUACAGCUCAUUCUUACUGUGGCUUGUAGCAUUCCUCCUGGCCUCCCGGACUCUUCCCUCCAUCUCUCUCACCCUUGCCCCCUCCACCUGGUUUUGGUGGUGGUAUAUUGGGGAAAAAAAAAAGAACGAAAGCACACACAAUGAGUCAGUUUGGGGUCAGUGAUAAAGGGGAUACCUGUUGCGAACAAAUGUUUUAAUAACAGUUGGCUGUAAUCACUCCUUGCCAUGUCUGGCGCUGAAAAUAAGGAAAAAAAACUACUGAAUAAAAGUGACAAAGAAUGGUGAA